UGCACCUGUGUAAAAAAAUGCAAACGACCUGAAUGUAUAAAACUAGUGGAGGGUAGUCCCUGCGUCUCUCUUAUAAGAAAGACCACAGGAAAGUCUCGCAAGGAAUUAAAGUCCUGUCGCUUAGCAUUGACCAAUUACCUAAGAUGUGUGUUGUCAACAGUGACAGAAAAGCGGAAUAAAUGGGGUUAUGAUCUUUGGGGGUGGGAGUUUGUUUAUGGAAAAUCUAAAACUUGUGAAAUUGUAAUGCAUCCUGAAUAAAAUAAUGGAAAACUUUUUUUCUCAUUGACAUCAUAUUAUCUCUCAAAAUUUUAUAGCUAGGGGAAUGUCAAAUCAGCGUUAGAAAAUUAAAAUGUCAGUAUAUAUAACGAACUUGUACAAAAAUAUAUUUACUAGCCAUUUUACUCAUAGUUUAUCUUAGUGACAAUGUGUUAAAGUUACAUAUUUAAGAUGCCAAAAAUCAUAUCUAGGACAAUUGUUUGUUCUGAUUCACAAGAUAAAGAAGAAUAUAAUGAAGGGAACCAGUCUUUAGUGCCAUACUUUUGUAUCUGUGGACAAGUGGCAUUAAUUCUAGAUUGUGACUUAAAAAGGUUGCCUUUAAGAUCAUUGGACGGUGCUCGAGUUGUGGAUGCUAAAUUCCAUGCCCAUAAAUUGCGAUGUGAAGAAAGUGAAACUGUUUAUUUAAAGAGGGAAAAAGGACUUGAACGGCAAUUCCGCUAUAAAUGCAAGAAAUGUGGUCUUCUUCUGUUUUACCGUCACGAGAAGAAAACCAAAGUCACUUUUAUUGUUGAUGGUGCUGUGGUGAAAGGCAAUGCUGAUCAGAUUGAACCUUCUCCAUUGGCAAAACCUGUUCCUAAGAAAAAGAUUAUGGUGAAAAAACAUACCAAAGAAAUGGGGAAGUUUGGAUCAGUUACAGUGUCUACUGUCGAUGAAGAAGAAGAGGAAUUAGAAGCAGCUGAAAUUGCUUCUUCGUACGCACAAAACGCUCGUAUUAUAUCUGCUCAGCUUAACAAGCGGAAGACUGCACAACAAAAGGCUACCGAUGAUGAAGCCAGCAAAUCAAAAAAGCCUAGGGGAACUCUUAUUGAUCAAUAAUGGAAUACUAGAAUCUCGUUUAUCAACACACAGAACAGUAAUGUCUGGUAGAAUGAUAAAUUGCUCGUCUCUUCGUUGUUUUUAAAUUAUGUUCAUCAAGAACAUCUCCAGCUAUAUAUUUAACUGUGCAGCCUGCUCCAGUUGUUAGUUAUGAGUAGCAGAAAGUAAAAGAAAAGAAGAAAGUAAUGAAUCUAUAUGGAACAUUUACAGCAUGUGCUAGAAUUUGAUCCGCUUAAUAGUAUUACGGACUCUUGAUGUAAAUAUUUUUUCAGAAAUAAAUUUAUAUUAUUACA
Molecule: messenger RNA, 1385 nt
Organism: Hydractinia symbiolongicarpus
Lineage: Eukaryota; Metazoa; Cnidaria; Hydrozoa; Anthoathecata; Hydractiniidae
Product: STING ER exit protein-like
Exons: 8
Coding region: 448-1092 (214 amino acids)
Source: RefSeq, a predicted model, not a curated record